AUGGAGAUGACUUCACCUGCACCUUCGCCUGCUGCUGAAUCUACACCUCAUACUUCUGAAACUGCCGACGACAUCUCUCAAACCGAGAAUCGCGCUCGCAAGAGGGCGAGGACCGAUGAGCAAUCUGUUUCCAGUACAUCUGCCACCUUGUCUGCGUCUGCCAUUGCCGUCCUUCCAUCCUCUUUGAUCAGCUUGCCCCUGGAGCUUCUGGCGGAGGUCCUUCUACUUACGAACUCACCUCGGGAUGUACUUGCUGUCGCCAGAUGUUCCAAGUUUCUAUGCAACACGCUCGUCAGCAACCCUUCGACGGAGUUCAUCUGGAAGCGCGUGAGGGCGACCUGUCUUCCUAGGGCUUUGCCCGAUCCCACGGAGAAUUUCACGGAAGCAUCUUACGCUGCGUACGUAUAUGACGCGGGCGCAUGCGAGGUCUGUGAGAAGCACACCGACCAUAUGUAUGCGUCGUUCGCCUUGAGAGUACGCCUCUGUAGAAACGACAGCUGUCGAAAUCGGUACAAAUCAUUAAUGGUAGAAGUAGGACAUCAAGGUGAUACAUGGGUUAGGAGAGCGGAAGAUCCCCGAUGUUUUGACACUAUUGCCGUGAACCUAAGUCCCUACAGCGACGUCCAGUUUGGCACUGUAAUGACGUGGGCAUUACGAGCUGACCGCGACAAAUACGAGAAGGAAGCUGCUGCACUGGGAGCUGAAAGUGUGUCUGAGGAAUUGAAGCAGAGCGUUUUCAGAAGGGUGAAGAUACAGAAAAAGAUACAAACUCACGCGAGGCUCAUCCUUCAGUGGCGCCUGGAGUACGAAAAGACCCACGCCGCUGUCAAGGUUCGAAACGAUAGAUUUAUCCUCGCAUUCUCUGAGCGCGAAGGCUGGAAGUCGAAAGAUGUGACCUCAUGCCAAAGCUAUAUCAGGCUGAGAAGGCAGAAAGAGCGAGUGCUCGAGAAGCUUACUGUCUAUGAUAUCGAAAGCAUUCGCCUCGAAUUGGAAGCCGAAUUGCUUCGCAUCUCCGAGGCACGGGAACGGCGAGAAUACGAAAGUAAUUACAGAAUUCGCCGAGAAGACAUUACGCAUCACUAUGAACGCCUGAAAUCGGCUCGCGGCCAGGUGCUUCCCUCGCUCUGCGAAUUUAGAAGACUUCCUGUGAUCAAAGCGAUGCAAGAAAAAACUAAUACUAAGGAGUCUUUGGCGAACGACCUCAAGACCUCUGGGCUUAUCGCCGAGCUGAUCAAGAACGACGUCUCGAAGUGGACCGACUCCGUCCGGAGCACGCUGUUGCGCUCACUCGGAUAUCAGCAGGAAUGGAGAUCCGCGAGCACCAAGCGGUUGCAUCCGCUCGACAGGCUCACUGCACGGUUCUGCUGCAGGAGAUGCAACAAGGUGGAAAGGCGGUAUAAGACGGAUGGUUGUUUGGACUCUGCUGGGGUUUGCGGGCAUCAGUGUCCAGGUCUCUCAAAGGCUGAGCUGAGGCAAUACCAGUGGAGCGCCAAUCAAUUCGUCAAGGACGAUAAGGCUUUUGCAGUCGUAUCGGAAGUCUUGAAGCAAAUGCAGGUGAAAGACGAUGACGCAACUUCAUUGACAAUCUCAAAAAAAUCUGGACGAAAUAUUCGAUGUCUGUCCUGCG
Coniophora puteana RWD-64-598 SS2 is the source of this 1627-nucleotide messenger RNA. RefSeq lists its product as uncharacterized. The annotation marks the transcript as partial. The record is from RefSeq and is a predicted model, not a curated record. The transcript is spliced from 10 exons. Lineage: Eukaryota; Fungi; Basidiomycota; Agaricomycetes; Boletales; Coniophoraceae.